CCAGCCCUAGCUUGCCUUGCAAGCCAGCCCAACUCCUUCCUUUCUAGAAUCCCCCGAUCUUUCUGCCGCAACUCGCGCUAGAUCUUCGAUUCUGCAUCCAUCUCUUCCAACGCAAUGGCCUUGUCGCCGCCACGUCUGCUAUUUUUUUAUUGCACCGCUUGUUCGCGGCGCGGCCUUCAGAGAUCGCUCCUCCCCCCCACUCGCCUGAAACGUUGCAGCGAGUCAAAGAGGACGGAUGAAUCUCGCGUCCAGAAUUUCGCGAGACGAACAGAGCAGUGCAGAGCACAGCGCACGCUUAGGACGGAUCUCGCUUCAAACUCGCGAGAAGUACAGAGCGCGCGCGUUGGACUCAACAGCUGGUGCCCGUGGGGCGGAGGUUUAGGCGAAGCGACAGUCAGUGACGGAAUUCAGUCAGCAGUUUUCAGUGCGUCACAUAGCCAGACAGCAAAAGGGCUCAGCCUGGAAUCUGCGUCCCAUUCUGUCAGCAGCUUCCCUGCGCUUUUCCUCCGCCCCACGAACGCACUUUACAGUCUACUUUUUUAGGCGCCUCAAAAAUAGGCUUUUCCUCCGCGCCAGUAACGCACUUCCUAGCAGCCCUUAGCAGGAAGAGGAUUCCCCUUUACUCGGAGUAGAAGCUUAUUUUUUAGUCUGAGUAAACUCCAAAGUCUCUCGGUUGAUAGCUGGCACCGAAAGUCCCUCACUUUCUGAUCCCGCGCAACGUGCCGCACCGCUUUGAUCGUGUGUAGAAACCCUCGCCAGCAUUACGGGCCGAGCCUGCAUUACGGCCCGAGUCCGCACUACGGGCCGAGCCUGCACUACGGGCCGAGCCUGCACUCCACCAAGCCUCUGAGCAUCACGAUCUCCCGAUGACCAUCAGCAUCAGGCCUGCCUGAUCAACGGUCAGGCUGCACUCGCGUGAAGGCAUCCCACCAUGAUGGACGGCCAUCCGGAUCUCCCGAUGAGCGAUCCGACGGUCCCCAAUGCGCCCUAUUUUCCGGGCUUCCCGCAUCAUCCUUCCCCCUUCAACGGCCACGAUAUCGGCACAGAAUGUUGUAUCGGCGCGCCUCGACAAUGCGGUUGGGACAUGCCCGAACUCGGCAGCAGCAGCGCCAUGGAUUCGCCUCCCCUCCCCUCCUCCUGCCGCGGCUCAGGGGAAAUACCCCCGUUUAAAGUUUCAGGGGAGAUCGCCGCUUUUUUGGGGGGUUCGGGGGAAAUACCCCCGUAUGACGAGGCGAUGCUGGAGCCCUUCCGGCUGUCUGGGGAGUUCUCUGCUGACGUGGCAGCAGCGUUUGACUACGCGCGGUCAACCUUUGCUCACGUGGGACCCACGUGUCCCACUGCCACAACUCUCACCACUGCUGCUACAGCAUCAGCUGCUGCCACCUCUGCUGACUGUAGCUGCCGUCCAGUUCCGCUACAGCCGGUAUCAAAUCUGCGAGGGUUACCAGAACAACCAGAUCCAGAUCCAGCGUGUGCUACAGCCGCCACUCUCACCUCUGCUGCCUCAAAGCCUGCUGCUCUUACCUGCUGGCGUCCAGUCCCGCUACAGCCUGCAGCAGCACUGCCUAGUGUACCCGAACCAGCGCGUGCUACAGCCGCCACUUUGACCACAGCUGCUCCUGCCUCAGCUGGCCUUACCUGCUGCCGCCCAGUCCCGCUACAGCCUGCAGCAGCACUGCCAGGGGUACCCGAACCAGCACCCACUGCUCUCUCCGCACCCACCCCUCCACCCGCGCUUGCUGCACAAUCUGUAGUAACCAGAACCCCGGCCACCCAACACCCAAGUCCCCACCAUCUCGCCCAUGCACCACCGCAUAUGGGACCAUCCGCACCCACACCUCCACCCGCACUUGCUGCACCAUCCGCACUCGCUGCACCAUCCGCACUCGCUGCACCAUCCAUGCCUUUUGAGGCGCCUCAAAAGUUGCCCAUUUCCCCGCCCACACCAAACUCCCAUCUGCUUCAUCUCGCCCGUACACCGCCCAGCAGGUGCGGACAACCCACGCCGCCCGCGCUGUGCCGCCCAGCAGCGAUCCCACUUCUGAGUCUGCCGCAGCCCCGCCCUGUGCCUUUCGCAGGGUACUCUCUCCCUACACCAGUCCCCUAUGCGCUCCCUACGCUCCCUACGCUCCCUACGCUCCCUACGCUCCCUACCGCAUCCCCAUAUGCACUCACCGCACCAUCCGCACCAGUGCUGGUAGCACCAGCAGCCAUGCCAACGACACCACCCAAGCUAGCUACAGCUGCUGCACCAGCCAAACCAGGCAGCCCGGCUGUAGCAGCAUUGCAAGCCACACCAGGCAGCCCGGCUGUAGCAGCAUUGCAAGCCAAACCAGGCAGCCCGGCUGUAGCAGCAUUGCUAGCCAUACCAGGCAGCCCGGCUGUAGCGGCAACUCGAGCCACACCAGGCAGCCCGGGUGUAGCAGCAGGUGCGCCAAUCACAGCCAGUGCUUCUCUAGAGGUUUCUGAGAGCAGCGGCAUGAGCAGCUACAGCAGCAGCAGCAGCGGGAGCCGCGGAAAGAGGAGGAGGGAGGAGGCGGGUGGAUCUGGGGACAUACUUACCUGUAACGAGCAGCAUUGGCCCGUGCGUCCAGGAUUGAAAUCUGAGUUGGAGUCUGAGUUGAAAUAUCUCAAAGGCCGUUCUGAGGGGGCGGGUGGACCUGGUGACAUGCUUACCUGCAACGAACAGCACUGGCCUGUGCCGCCGAGAGGGGGGGCUGCCUCCACUGAGUCUCCUCCUUAUCAGGGCCUUGUGGAGUUUGCAAGGGCGGUUAAAACCCGGAUUGCCAUGGCAGGCGGGAGCACCGGAGGUGGGGGUGUUGGAGAUGGGAAUUUUGAAGGUGGGAGUGUUGGAGGUGGUGGUGUUGGAGGUGGGACCGCAAUGCAGCAUCGCACGACACAAAGGGUUCGAAGCAGCAGUGUUGGUGAUGGUUAUGUGAUGGGCUGUGAUGCUGCUGCUGCCGCUGGUGGUGGUGGUGGUGGUGUUGCUGCUGCUGCUGCUGCUGCUGAGGAAAAGGAACUAAUUAGAAGUGGGAGCAAAGAGAAGGGCAGGGAGGGGAGGCAGGGCGUUCCGUUGAGGAGGCGGCGCAAUCGAAUCAAAUCUGAGAGAUCUCGCCGCAAGCGAGUGAGCAAUGCGGUGGAGGAUCUUCGCAUGUUGGUCCCGGCGCCAGUCUCUGCUCCAACCGACAUGGCAUCGGUGCUAGAAGCAACAGCAGCAUACAUCAGGGAGCUGAGGACCCUUGCAGACACGCUUCAAGGCAUAGUCUUGGAUAAACAAGCUUCCGAGGACUAGCAACAUGUUUUGAUCAUCUUGACUUAGGGCGUGCUCCUGCACCUUCAGUCCAGCGCUUUGUAGCAGUUUCCUUCGCACCACGUUUCGACAGUUGUCUCUGCUCAGGGAACUGCAACAAAGUUUGCAUGUACCGGAGUGCAGGGGUACGCCCUUAUUCAUGCACCCAGUUGUUUUUCCGGUUGUUUUUGUUGGGCUGAGAAAAAGCCCUUAGGAUCUUUUGCAGAGACUAAGUCCCAGCUGUAGAGACUUGAGACUUGGAGUAGUGCAGCGGAAGUUGAGACAGUUGAACCCUU
This is a messenger RNA of Closterium sp. NIES-67, 3585 nucleotides long. Lineage: Eukaryota; Viridiplantae; Streptophyta; Zygnematophyceae; Desmidiales; Closteriaceae. The record is from the annotation of a GenBank genome assembly.